AUGACGAAAGAUGAAAACACUUCUAGAGUUAUCAAUGCUGACAACACUACUGGUAUCAACACCAUAGUUCAAUUCAACCCCGCUUCCCAACUGCCAAUCAAACUUAGUGGCAGUCACAAUUUUUCCACUUGGAAAGCUCAGUUCUCCAUUCUUAUGCAUGAUCAACUCAUUCAAAAUGCCCUUAUGGCAUCUGUUGAUCCUACCAUUGCCUCCAUAGUUGUUGCUGCCAACAAAUCAAAACAGUCAUUUUCGGAUGAACUAGUCACUGCUGGUGCCCCUGUUACUAACUCCAAACUCAUUGUCAAAAUCCUUAGUGGACUUGGCCCUGAGUUUCGCGAGAUCUCGGUUGCUAUACUUACACAUGACACCAUAGUAACCUAUGAAGAACUGUAUGAGAAGUUUCUUGACCAUGAGCUCUUUCUCCGUCAUGAGGAGGCUAAGGAAAUGUAG
Nicotiana tabacum (common tobacco) is the source of this 450-nucleotide messenger RNA. The record is from RefSeq and is a predicted model, not a curated record. Lineage: Eukaryota; Viridiplantae; Streptophyta; Magnoliopsida; Solanales; Solanaceae.